Molecule: messenger RNA, 3313 nt
Organism: Haliotis rubra (blacklip abalone)
Lineage: Eukaryota; Metazoa; Mollusca; Gastropoda; Lepetellida; Haliotidae
Exons: 2
Coding region: 1611-3260 (549 amino acids)
Source: RefSeq, a predicted model, not a curated record
AAAAUGUCAUAAAAACGGAUUUGGUACGUCAUUAUCUUUUGGAAAAAAGACCUGCUACAGAUGUAUACCAUUGCUGGUGGGUUUUACUGAACCAAUUUUGACCUGGGUCAUAUAUCUUUCACUGAUUAGCUAACAUGCCUUCAUAUGACAAGAACGCAAAGUCAUUAUACAAGGUUGAUACAGACAGAUUUAUUGUGUUUUGUGGGUAUAUUGAGCCAUCAGUGAGUAAGUGAGUGUUAUUUUAUGCCGCUUUUGUCAAUAUUCCAGCAACAUCACAGAGGGGUCAUAAGAAAUGGGCUUCACACAUUGUAACCAUAUUGUAAGCAUAUGCCCAGAGAGAGGUCGAUCCCUGGCAUGUUACCAGCAAGCGGUAAAAGAGAGUUCUUGAUGCCUGUGGGAAGACAUGAGUUGGAUAAAACAAGACCCGGUCCGCCCAAAGUCAGCAUCAUGUGGUUAGGAAGGGUAUUCAUGUUUAACUGUAUGGUCAUAUCAUGGUUAGCUGGCACGAUGAACCCGGCAUUUGUUCAGUCAACGCACAAUCAGGUAUGCGUAAAAGAUACACUAUCGUUUCUUGUGACCUAAAUUAUGUUAUCUGCUGCUAGAUUAUUUCCAGAAAACACUUGAAUGGCGCAGUUGCUGUUUACUCCUUGUGGUGGGAAUCAUGCAUAUGAUGAGGACAAACAGGAUCUACUCUGUCGUUUACCGUCGUCAACACAGUAUAAAUAUGACUUGUGCAAGGAGCCCUUCAUACCACACUCCAACACCUACUCAGCUAAACACAUAACAAGAACAGAAGCAUCACCAUGCUGACUCCGAUGUACCUCCUGCUGAUGCUCACGGCCUGUUGCAUUACACAGAGUACUGUCGAGGAGAUAAAGGAAAACAUGAAAUCCUAUGCCAAGGGCUAUGUCAUUCAAUACUAUGUGCCUUAUGUUAACACACAACCCGAUGAAGCUAAACUGAAGCUGUUGAAACACCUCGAGGACAGUCUACAACUUAUUACUAGUACGGAUGACAAGGAGGGGGCUGAGGGGAUGGACACGCUGCCAAAAAGUCUAAGUAAAGUUUCACGAGACAUUGAAGAUCAACUUGGAGACAAAAUAAGAGGUUUCUCGGCUAAGGUUGACAGUAACGACGGCCUACUUGUCUCCAAUCCUCAGAAUCUCAUGAAGGCAGUUUCCAGAGAUGUAGAGGACAGUCUGGAACAUAAGAUCAGAAGUUUGUCAGCUAAGGUUGACAGUAACGACAGCCUGCUUGUCUCCAAUCCUCAGAAUCUCAUGAAGGCAGUUUCCAGAGAUGUAGAGGACAGUCUGUAACAUAAGAUCAGAAGUUUGUCAGCUAAGGUUGACAGUAACGACGGCCUACUUGUCUCCAAUCCUCAGAAUCUCAUGAAGGCAGUUUCCAGAGAUGUUGAGGACAGUCUGGAACAUAAGAUCAGAAGUUUGUCGGCUAAGGUUGACAGUAACGACGGCCUGCUUGUCUCCAAUCCUCAGAAUCUCAUGUAGGCAGUUUCCAGAGAUGCAGAGGACAGCCUGGAACAUAAGAUCAGAAGUUUGUCAGCUAAGGUUGACAGUAACGACGGCCUGCUUGUCUCCAAUCCUCAGAAUCUCAUGAAGGCAGUUUCCAGAGAUGUAGAAGACAGUCUGGAACAUAAGAUCAGAAGUUUGUCGGCUAAGGUUGACAGUAACGACGGCCUGCUUGUCUCCAAUCCUCAGAAUCUCAUGAAGGCAGUUUCCAGAGAUGCAGAGGACAGUCUGGAACAUACGAUCAGAAGUUUGUCAGCUAAGGUUGACAGUAACGACGGCCUACUUGUCUCCAAUCCUCAGAAUCUCAUGAAGGCAGUUUCCAGAGAUGCAGAGGACAGUCUGGAACAUAAGAUCAGAAGUUUGUCGGCUAAGGUUGACAGGAACAACGGCCUGCUUGUCUCCAAUCCUCAGAAUCUCAUGAAGGCAGUUUCCAGAGAUGUAGAGGACAGCCUGGAACAUAAGAUCAGAAGUUUGUCAGCUAAGGUUGAAAGUAACGACGGCCUGCUUGUCUCCAACCCUCAGAAUCUAAUGAGGGUAGUUUCCAGGGAUGUAGAAGACAGUCUCACAGACGCCAACACAUGCAUUGAUCCAGUUAACCAAGAAAUAAUUGAUGACGCCAAACUCUAUAAGUUGUUGAAAAAUGAAUUGGUAGCAUGGUUUCAGUAUCAUGUUGAACACGACAAUAUGCUACGUCAUAACCUUGACCUCGCUAAUCUGAUUGAUUGGCUGACACUGGUGCACGACUCUCGGAGAAACAUCAGCAAAGCAGCCGAUUACUUUUACCAAGACUGGAACACAUCCCUGCCCAUCUUGAGUGAUACUUUCUUGUCCCUUGAUCCGUUGAAACCAUUGUCAACAUAUGUAUCCCUUUCCCUGAUGGGUUUGACUGAUAGUUUCAUGAACCUGUACUGGCCUUUCCGUCGAGAUGUUAACCUAAUGAACCAGAGAUUAGCAGUCAAAGGUUUCAGGGGCACAGAGGUGUCUGAGAGCGAAGCCAAGAAAGCGUUCUUUCAGGACAUCCAACAAAUUCAACCCAUUCAUCUCCCUGUGAAGGAGGAUGAGAUUGUACUCGUCUUUAAUGAUGAGGACAUUGCAGAUUGGUUGAACGUCACAGGAGUGAUGUCCCUUUCACCGUCCUACAUGACUUCAAAGAAAUACAUAUUCACAGGGGAAGAACAAAGGAAGAUAUCGACCACUGUACAUGCAGCAUUCAGAAUGAUCAAUAACACUCACCCAGAACUCUAUGACUCAAUGACUCAGAUGAUAUCUUGCAUUGCUUUUUAUAAACAGGAACACAAAAUUAACUUAGCUGGAGGAGUUCGUUCAGCCCUUGGCAUGUUCUGGAUGGACCCAAGUGUUGGAAGGGAAUGGGGCGUUCCCUUCAUGGCUGAGCAGAUAGUCCACGAGUUCACCCACAACGCCCUCAACUAUGCAGAAUUUGUCCAUGGAACGUACAACGAUAAAUCCGCCCUGGGAAAAGUGGAGGUGAAGUCGGCCAUUCGUCUGGUUCCUCGUCCCUACGAUAAAUCUCUGCAUGCAGCUUACGUAUCAGCGGUACUGGUAACCUUCCAUUCCAGGACUGGCUAUGUGGAAAGAGCAGCACAACUAGCUGGAACUCUUCCCCAAGCCGUCCGAGAUCUGGCAACUGUGGAUGCGGAGAAGCAUGUGCUUGAUGGGUCGGGCAGGGCAAUAGUCAAGUUCCUCACUGACUACAUGUACCUCACAAGACUCUGAAUGUUUCAUACUGACUGUAUAAGUACUGUCCCAAUAAACAAUCAAUGGGUUUA